Molecule: messenger RNA, 1421 nt
Organism: Malania oleifera
Lineage: Eukaryota; Viridiplantae; Streptophyta; Magnoliopsida; Santalales; Ximeniaceae
Product: (S)-coclaurine N-methyltransferase
Exons: 8
Coding region: 189-1256 (355 amino acids)
Source: RefSeq, a predicted model, not a curated record
GGGAGGCCCAAAUCUGGAAGAACAGGUCCGCCGGGUUACAUCUGAUUCGGUGGAGGCCCAAGCCCAUCAAAUAAGUUUACGAUUUUUUUCUUAAUAAUAAUAAAUAAAUAAAUAAGAGAGUCAUCACGGAGCUUUGCCGUGGAGUUUCCCCCAACCAUACCCAUAAGACACUGUAAGGAAGAGAGAGAAUGGAUAAGUUGAUACAGAGACCGUACGAGGCUACUGUGCGCCUGAUGCUAGCUUCGCUAGAGCGCAACCUGCUACCGGACGCCGUGAUAAGGAUACUAACCCGUUUGCUCUUGGCAAGCCGUCUUCGUUCUGGCUACAGACCCUCCUCUGACCUCCAGCUCUCUGAUCUCCUCCAUUUCUCCCACUGUCUCAGAGAAAUGCCUAUAGCCAUCGACACUGAUAAGCCAAAGGCUCAACAUUAUGAAUUACCAACUUCUUUCUUCAAGCUGGUGCUUGGAAAGCAUCUCAAAUACAGCUGUUGUUACUUCCCGGAUAAGUCAAGCACGUUGGAGGAUGCAGAGAAGGCAAUGUUGGAGGUGUAUUGUAAGAGGUCACGGAUUGAAGAUGGUCACACAGUUCUUGAUGUCGGAUGUGGGUGGGGAUCCCUCACUUUGUACAUUGCGCAGAAUUAUGCUAACUGCAGGAUUACAGGGAUUUGCAAUUCAUCGACACAGAAAGCACAUAUUGAAGAGCAGUGUCAGGAGCUUCAGCUACAGAAUGUGGAAAUAAUAGUUGCAGAUAUUAGCACUUUCAAGAUGGAAGCAUCCUAUGACCGAAUUUUCUCGAUUGAAAUGUUUGAGCACAUGAAGAACUACAAGGAUCUCUUGAAGAAGAUAUCUGAGUGGAUGAAACAGGAUGGUCUUCUUUUUAUUCAUCAUUUCUGUCAUAAGGCAUUUGCUUAUCACUUUGAGGACAUAGAUGAAGAUGACUGGAUUACAAGAUACUUCUUUACUGGGGGUACAAUGCCUUCUGCAAAUCUACUUCUUUAUUUCCAGGAUGACGUUUCUGUUGUUGAUCAUUGGCUUGUGAAUGGGAGGCAUUAUCAACAGACAAGCGAAGAGUGGCUUAAAAGGAUGGAUCAAAAUAUGGCUUCCAUAAGGUCAAUAAUGGAGUCCACUUAUGGCAAAGAUUCAGCUACAAAGUGGACUGUCUAUUGGAGAACAUUCUUCAUUGCAGUUGCAGAACUAUUCGGAUACAACAAUGGAGAAGAAUGGAUGGUUGCACACUUCCUAUUCAGAAAAAAAUGAAGUUAUUAAGUUUACUUGCCAAAGUGGCAAACCUAAGCAUAAAAUGAUGCUUCUUCCCCUUUUUUAAGGGAUUCCAACCCUGAUCUUGCACAUUGGACGUAAUUCAUUGUAACACAGUGAAUUUAUUUUUCAGCAAGCAAUGAAGAAAUGGUAUUGUUCGAUGCA